Messenger RNA from Fusarium odoratissimum NRRL 54006, 2756 nucleotides. RefSeq lists its product as uncharacterized. Gene Ontology annotation, biological process: malate transmembrane transport. Lineage: Eukaryota; Fungi; Ascomycota; Sordariomycetes; Hypocreales; Nectriaceae. The record is from RefSeq and is a predicted model, not a curated record. Gene Ontology annotation, molecular function: malate transmembrane transporter activity. Gene Ontology annotation, cellular component: membrane. Bases 206 to 1522 code for a protein of 438 amino acids. The transcript has a single exon.
AGGCGAGGACCACAAUGAGCCGACUAGUCGCGCUUUGCAAAAAUGCAUCUCCAUGGACUUUAUCUUUUCUUAGGGUCUAUAAAUACUGCACCGCGCUACUUUCAUUUCUGAAUUGCUUCAUCAGAGAUUUCUUCAAUGAUUCACCAUCAGCAUUCGCUACGGCUUAAUUAAAGCAUUACACUAUCGUUUACAACACCAACGCAAAAUGGAUCGCCUUCGAGAUCUUGAAGUCCCUUGGACAGACUCAAAUACCCCCACGCGCCGAAAUUCGGUCGAUUUAUCUAUUCCUUCGCCACCGGCUGAACACGACCCCAAGGCAUUUCUAAACCAUCAUACAGCGAAGUCGGCAGCGAAAACUGAUCCCUCACAACUUGAGAAGGGCAGUCAAGAUGACAGUAUCGACGAAGAACCUUCACAACAACAAUUGUCCCUCAGACAACGCUUGCAUCAUUUUACGUGGGCAUGGUUUACACUACCCAUGAGUGCAGGCGGUUUGGCAUUGCUCAUUCACGUACAGCCUCAUCAAUUCCCCGGUUUGAGAAUCGUUGGUACUGUGCUGUACAGCAUCAAUCUUCUCAUCUUUACGCUGUGCUGUGUUGGUAUGAUAUGCCGCUUCUUGUUCAACCCCGGCGACUUGACAAAAUCUGUCACGCAUCACCGAGAGGCGUUCCUCUUCCCAACUUUCUUCCUGGCUAUUGCUUCGCUCAUCACCAGCACCCAGCGAUAUGUCAUUCCCAAAGACGACCCCUCAUAUGUUUGGGCAACUGAGACCAUCUUUUGGAUCUACGUCGUUGUCACAUUCAUCCUAGCUGUCUGGCAGUACUCGUACCUCUUUGCAGGACAUAGCUUCAACUUGCAAACAAUGAUGCCAGGUUGGUUGCUGCCUAUCUUCCCAGUCAUGUUGGCUGGCACUGUCGCAACUGUCAUCUUGGACACACAGAGCCAUAUUAACCCUCUUCCGAUCAUCUUCGCUGGCCUGACAUGUCAAGGCCUGGGCUUCUGUGUCUCCAUGAUGAUGUACGCUCACAUGAUCGGUCGACUCAUGCAAUCCGGUCUUCCCAAUCGAGAACACCGAACUGGACUCUUCAUGAAUGUCGGCCCGCCAGCCUUUACAGCCUUGGCCCUUAUCGGGAUGGCCAAUGCACUCCCCAAGACCAUCUCUGGAGCUGACAACCUUGCUCUCAACGUCGACACCGUCCGCACAGUAGCUCUCCUCUGUGCAGUAUUUCUCUGGGCGCUGAGCAUGUGGUGGUUCCUUAUCGCUGUCGUCGCAGUGGUCUCAUCCCCACCAAAAUUCUUCCAUCUUGGCUGGUGGCCAAUGGUCUUCCCCAACACCGGCUUCACGCUUGCUACUGUCUCCAUUGGCAACGAGUUCAAGUGCGAAGGCAUUCUCUGGGCUGCGAGCGGCAUGACUAUUAUCCUUGUCAUCACAUUUCUAAUCGUCUUCUCAUUUAACAUGAGAGCUGUUUUUGUACGCGAUAUCAUGUAUCCCGGAAAGGACGAGGAUGCAGAUGAUCACUAGACAUUAUCUAGAGCUGGGAGUAAUGGUUUGGAUUGGUUUGUACUAUUAGAGAUACCACGGGAUACAGGCUUAGACAAAAGGACACAAAAGGGAUCCAGAGUAACAGCGCUCAUAGAUAGGAUCCCACCGGAAUUAGAAUAAUCAUCGUCAAUUAGCAUUCUAAACAUGUCGUUCAACUUGGUGUAAACAAUUCGGUUCCCACCGGGCUAGAAGGUUCGAUGUCAAAAUCGUACAUCGACAGCAGGGAACAAGGAUUGGGCUAGCAAGGAAUUUUCCUUUAUCGGACGAGAUUUUCACGAUCCUUGGAUCGUAAUCGCAGGGAUUUGCACGGUCUUACGCUUCUGUGAAACAGGGCCGAUGAGCUCCCCUUUUUUCUAAAUGCGUCGAUCCGAUUCUCGGCGAGACUCGCUUCGGCAAAAGUGUCAUUUUCGCCGAUAUUCCUUUGAUGCUGUCAAUAGCAACCUAGGUUCGAUUGAUCGAUGUCGAAUAUCAUUAACUUCAUAGAUACAUACCCAGCAACUCAGGCGAUUUCUAUACAUCAGCACAUGGUUCGCGAUGACAGUCAAAUCUCUUUCUUCUUCUUCGUCGUCUAAAUUAGCUAAGUACAGGGCUUCUUCCGGCCUGCUAACGGCAUAUCAGCGAUAUCGCAUCAGCGACUUAGGGAGUGACUCAAUACAGAAGCUGACUCGUUCGGUCGAUAAGUAAUCGCAUGAUGAACAGGUAUCUAAGCACGCGAUUUAGCUAUCGGUGGGCAGGGAAUAACAAACUGAAGCCCGGGGCUUUACGUUUUACAAUUCCAGUUAUAGUAGCUGUCUCAUAGAACUAGAAGAUGGCGUUGUCACAUCCCAGUUGCUCAUGUCCCAUUCGUCAUGGUUUGGAAAUUCAAAAGCAACCAGAAUCAUGCAGUUUCUCGUAGCAUGUAACAAGUAGACCUCCGAAUCACAUCCAGAGCAAAAGAUGAACGGAGCAGAAUACUGUCUUCAUAGUCGGCUACUUUAUGACAGCCCUUGAAAGAGUCACUCAUCGAUUACUACUCCUGAUAUCACAUCAGCAUCGAUAUAAAUUAAGUAGCAUCCAUUUUACAGACGGCCUUCUCGUAUUAGGCUACUUAUGUGCAAAUGGGGACCGGGGAAGAUUCUUCCAUUCCGUUCAAAAGUCCUGGCUAACUUACCCUGACUGAUCAUGGGGUCAUUACAAAGAUGCCCAAUCAAAUGCAAGGACAUUGCAUGGCAAG